Cajanus cajan (pigeon pea) is the source of this 2750-nucleotide messenger RNA. RefSeq names its product putative serine/threonine-protein kinase-like protein CCR3. NCBI's taxonomy places the organism in Eukaryota, Viridiplantae, Streptophyta, Magnoliopsida, Fabales, Fabaceae. Gene Ontology annotation, biological process: protein phosphorylation. The record is from RefSeq and is a predicted model, not a curated record. Gene Ontology annotation, molecular function: protein kinase activity; ATP binding.
UUGAUUUCCUUACGAGAUUUUCUCUGUAGUUCCUUUCUUUCGUAACAAUUUUCCCUCUCAAUGAAGAAGAAGAAGAAACCUUCACCGUCCCACCAAUGACACCAACCUUCACUCUCCUCUUCUCCCUCUCCGCCAUUCUCCUCAUAACCGCCGUCACUGCCCUCGGCUCCGCCUCCACCAUCGCCGUCACCUACGCCACCGCCACCGUCUGCGGCAUAGUCGCCGGCGAGCCCAACCACCACAUCCAGUGCUCCCGUAACGGAAAACUUCUCCCUCUCACCCUCCCCAACGUGUCCUUCCAGUCCAUCUCCGGCGGCCGGAGCUUCUUCUGCGGCCUCCGCUCCGGAGGCCGCAGCCUCCACUGCUGGGACACCGCCGUACCCGCGGCGGAGCUCCACCCCAAGAGGGUGUUCCACAGCGACGCGGUGCAGUUGGCUGACGUGGCAGUUGGUGACUCUCAGGUUUGCGCUGUAGAGGUGCAAUCCGGUGCGGUGAGGUGUUGGAGAGGAAGCGGUGGGGUCGAGUUUAGUUCGCCUUCGGAGGGGUUAAGGUUUCGAAGUGUCACGUGUGGUUGUGGUUUUUCGUGUGGGAUAGUGAGAGAGAGUGGUAGGGUUGUGUGUUGGGGUGAUGAGGGUGAGGGUGCAAGUGCAAGUGAGAUUCAAACACAGUUUGAGAAUUUAGCUAUGUCGAGUUUGGUUGCUGGGGUGUCACACGUGUGUGGCUUGACCCUUCACGGUGGUUUGGUUUGUAAAGGGAACAAUGGUUCUGGUCAACUUGGUGGUGGUGGUGUUUUGAGUUCCUUGGAGUUUUCUGGUCUUGCUUUGGGAGAAGAUUUCACGUGUGGUAUUAAGCGUAGGAAUGGGGUCGUUGUGUGUUGGGGUGGUGGUUUUGAUAGUGAUGAUGAUGUAGUAAAAGGUGUUUCCUUUGAGUCACUUGUUGCUGGUUUGGAUUAUGUGUGUGGGUUGACAACUAGGAAUUUGUCACUGCUUUGUUGGGGUGCUAAGGGUAAGUUUCAUGAGGCUAUUGAGAUUCCAUUGGGAGUGAUUCUUCCAGGUCCAUGUGUUGAAGGUGGUUGUGGUUCUUGUGGUACAUAUCCUGAUUCUGAUGUUCUAUGUCAUGGUUCUGGGAGUGUUUGUUACCCUUGUCCAAUUGAGGUUCCACUAGCUGUGCCGUUGCUUCCACCAUCAACUCAAGUUGUUCCAAAACAAGAUGGAGGGAGAGGGUUGAGGGGAAUGUGGGUUAUUUUGGUUGUUGGAUCAGUUGGGGCUUUUGCUGGUUUGUGCAGUGUGCUUUAUUUGCUUUGGGUUGGUUCAAGGAGGUUUUUGUUGAGGAGAGAAGAGUUAGGUAAUAAUAAUUCUGUGCGACCUACAAGCUCAGAGAGUGAUGCCUAUGUGGAUAUAGUUCCCAUGCCUAAUGUUGGUUCUAAUGGGACAACAUAUAGGACUUUUUCUUCUAGCAAAAGGCAGGGUUCAAGAAGAUUGAGGAGGCACAGGAGUGGUUCAUCAUCAAAGCAUUUGGACAGGACUGAGAGUUUCAAGUUGGGUGAACUUGCAACAGCCACUGAAAGUUUCUCACUGAGUAAUAAGAUAGGUUCUGGUAGUUUUGGGAAUGUUUACAAAGGCAUGUUAGGAGAUGGUCGUGAAGUGGCAAUUAAAAGAGGAGACACCAGCACUAUGAAGAAGAAGUUCCAGGAGAAAGACAUUGCUUUUGAUUCUGAAGUGGCAUUGUUGUCCCGGCUUCACCACAAGCAUUUGGUGAGGCUAAUUGGGUUCUGUGAGGAGGAUGAUGAGAGGCUCUUGGUGUAUGAGUACAUGAGCAACGGAUCACUUCAUGACCAUUUGCAUGACAAGAACAAUGUUGAGAGAAGUAGCAGCAUUUUGAAUUCUUGGAAGAUGAGGAUCAAGAUUGCAUUGGAUGCUGCCAGGGGAAUUGAGUACAUCCACAACUAUGCAGUGCCACCAAUUAUCCACAGGGACAUCAAGUCCUCAAACAUACUCUUGGACUCAAACUGGAAUGCUAGAGUUUCUGACUUUGGAUUGUCUCUAAUUUGGCCUGAGACUGAGCAAGAAUUGAUCUCCACCAAAGCAGUUGGAACAGUUGGAUACAUAGACCCUGAGUACUAUGUGUUGAAUGUGCUGACCACAAAGAGUGAUGUGUAUGGCUUAGGAGUGGUGAUGUUGGAGCUUCUCACAGGAAAAAGGGCUGUGUUCAAAACUGAAGAUGGGUCAGGGCCUAUUGGGAUGGUGGAGUACACAAGCCCAAAGAUAGCAUCAGGGGAGCUUUGGAGUGUGUUGGAUGAUAGAGUUGGACAGCCAGAAGUGAAUGAGGUUGAGUCCCUCGAGAUUAUGGCUUACACUGCUAUGCAUUGUGUGAACUUGGAGGGAAAGGAGAGGCCUGAAAUGACUGACAUAGUUGCUAACUUGGAGAGGGCAUUGACCUUCAUUGAGGGCAGUUCUACUAGCCUCUCCAUUGCUUCAUUCUCUGCCCCUCUCGAAUGAAAUCUCAUCCUAUAAUACAUUCAUGAAAUUCUUUAUUUGUUUUUUACUUUCCAGUUUACUUUCUAAUUUUGUAAAGUUAUUCUUUGGGUUAUACAUGUAUGGGACUUUAGUUGACAACAUAAGGAGAAUAUCACAUCUGAGAUAUUGAGAAGGUAAAAGAAAAGCAAAAGGAUUAAUGGUCAAUUUUGAUCCUCUACAAUUUUUGUUGCAACCUCUAAGGUUUUGGGAGUUUUUCAUAAUUGCAUAAUUUUU